Messenger RNA from Microstroma glucosiphilum, 1086 nucleotides. Its product is annotated as alpha/beta-hydrolase. Lineage: Eukaryota; Fungi; Basidiomycota; Exobasidiomycetes; Microstromatales; Microstromataceae. The record is from RefSeq and is a predicted model, not a curated record. The transcript is spliced from 4 exons. The coding region runs from base 1 to 1086 and encodes 361 amino acids. Gene Ontology annotation, molecular function: hydrolase activity.
AUGACCACAGACUUCUCCUCCUCGUCUGACCACAAGCCCAACAUCGACGACUCUCUGUACAGCCACUUCCUCGAGCACGGCUUCAAGCGCCAAAGAGUGCGAGUACCACAGCACAAGGACGACCCCACCCUCGACCUCUCCCUUCAUGUCAUAUGGCGAGAACCAUCGAAUGAAUCGCAGACCGACACACAGAUUUCCAACCUCCUUCUCCUCCAUGGUCACCCCCAAUCCGCCCUCAUAUGGUCGCGAAUGGCCCACCUGCUCCCGCGCAACGUGCGCAUCAUCAUACCCGACCUGAGGGGGCACGGCUUGAGCGAUGCCCCGCCCAUUGAGAGGAAAGACGAUGGCGACUAUGCAAACGAGGCGAUGAGUCAAAGGUACUCCAAGCGGGAGAUGGGGAGAGAUGUGGUAGAGGUGGUCAAGGCGCUAGGUGCUAAGGAAGAUGGCAGGUGGGCAAUCGUAGGGCACGACCGCGGUGGACGAGUCGCCCAUCGUCUUGGUCUAGACUUCCCCAAGUUGUUCACCCACAUCAUGCUCCUAGACAUUGCCCCCACGGUGGACAUGUACAAGAAGACGGGCCCCGACUUUGCAAAGGCCUACUGGCACUGGUUCUUCCUCAUCCAGCCACACCCUUUUCCAGAAGAAAUGAUCCUGGCAAAGCCGACGGGCUACCUGCAAAAGAUGACCUCCCGUUUCCCCUCCAGCUCGUCCUCCAGCUCCAGCUCCUCCACUGCGCUCCACCCACCAGAGAUCCUCGCGUCCUACGCAGCCACCCUCUCAAGUCCCCUCCACGUCCAAGCCACCUGCGAGGACUAUCGUUGCUCCUCCAUGGGCGGGUCAGACUGGAUUGCAGACGAGACGUCUGCUGCCCAGGGCCAGAAGGUAAAGGCGCGCGUGAGAGUGCUGUGGGGUACCAGGGGGGUCAUUGAGAAGCUCUACGGACGUCAAAGCGUCAUGCAGAUGUGGGGUGAGAAAUGUCUGAAUCUCGACCAGGAAGGAUCGAAGGCGCUAGAGGGAGGGCAUUAUCUGCCUGAGGAAGUGCCCGACCAACUCAGGAAGGAGAUCGAGGACUUCAUGGGGCUGUGA